This is a messenger RNA of Zophobas morio, 1539 nucleotides long. It is a transcript of the gene Mex-3, whose product is annotated as RNA-binding protein MEX3B. NCBI's taxonomy places the organism in Eukaryota, Metazoa, Arthropoda, Insecta, Coleoptera, Tenebrionidae. The record is from RefSeq and is a predicted model, not a curated record. The coding region runs from base 182 to 1450 and encodes 422 amino acids. The transcript has 2 exons. Gene Ontology annotation, molecular function: RNA binding.
GGAAUUCAGUCAGUCGCAAGCCAGCGGGACAUACGCGUCUGCUGUCCCACCAGAACAACGGUUAGACCCUAGAUCAGAAUAUAUUUUUGUACGAGUGAAUCGUUUUUACCACUUAGCGUCGUUUUUAUGUCUUAUGCGCGUUGCGUUUGAGGGCCGGACAGACAAUCAGUAAGUGCGCGCAAUGCCGGCGUCGAGCCUCUUCUCCGACAUGGACCGCCCCAGCGGCAUCGGCGACGAGCGGGCCCUCCAGCUGGCCCUUGAGCUGUCGAUGUUGGGCUUCAGCGAGCCCUUGAGCGCCGUCGCCGAGCCGGACGCCGCCGCCGACCUGCCCUUCGUCGGAGGGUUGACCAGCGUGGGCCUGGACGAGGUGCGCUCCAAGAAGUCGCAGAACAUGACGGAGUGCGUGCCGGUGCCCAGCUCGGAGCACGUAGCGGAGAUCGUGGGCAGACAAGGUUGCAAGAUCAAAGCUCUCCGGGCCAAAACAAACACCUACAUCAAGACGCCUGUCCGCGGCGAGGAGCCCGUUUUCGUGGUGACCGGGCGCAAGGAGGACGUCGCCAAAGCAAAACGCGAGAUCCUGUCGGCCGCCGAACACUUCUCCCAGAUAAGGGCUUCCCGAAAGAACAACCUGGCCGGGCUGGGGUCGGGCGCCAGCACGCCGCCCGGCCCGCCCGCCAACAUCCCCGGCCACGUGACGAUCCAGGUCCGCGUGCCCUACCGGGUCGUGGGGCUGGUCGUCGGCCCCAAGGGCGCCACCAUCAAGCGCAUCCAGCACCAGACGCACACCUACAUCGUGACGCCCAGCCGCGACAAGGAGCCCGUGUUCGAGGUGACGGGCCUGCCCGAGAGCGUCGAGUCGGCCAGGAGGGAGAUCGAGGCCCACAUCGCGAUGCGCACCGGCAACGGCACCUCCAUCAACGGCCUGGGCGGGCUCGGCGGCCUGGACGACAGCGACCUCUUCACGUCGCUGUACAAGUCGGGCCUGAGCUCGAUCCUCAACUACAUCGAGCCGGGCGAGCAGUUCCCGAUGGCGUCGUCGACGGGCAGCACGGGCGCCUUCUCCAGCUCGGGCUCGUGCUCGUCGAGCUCGUCGAGCAGCGGCGGCCGCGACCUCGGCGCCAUCUGGAGCUCGAGCGACCGCGACGAGGGCCUGGGGGAGUCGCCGAGCUUCGACAGCGCCACGGCGCUGUCGUCCAUCUGGUCGUACCCGGCGGCGGCGCCGUCGCGACCCUCGCCCGCGCACAGCACCAGCCCGGCGGACUCGCUCCUCGGCUCGGCCAAGUGCCUCGUCUGCAGCGAGGCGAAGGUGACGCACGCGCUGGUGCCCUGCGGCCACAACUUCUUCUGCAUGGAUUGUGCCAACCGCGUCUGCGACGGCAGCGAGGCCCAGUGCCCCGUCUGCUCCUUGCCCGCCAUCCAGGCCAUCCGCAUCUACUCGCCCAACCCUUAAGUCGAUCGAUCUCGCUCGAAUCCUCCCGCGCCCACCACAUUCCCCGGGCCCGCGCCCUGUGUUCAGCUUCGGUACAGUUCGCGCCCUUC